Danio rerio (zebrafish) is the source of this 655-nucleotide messenger RNA. The record is from RefSeq and is a predicted model, not a curated record. Lineage: Eukaryota; Metazoa; Chordata; Actinopteri; Cypriniformes; Danionidae.
AGCUUGUGUUCAUCCGGAUGAUUUCUUGGGAGCACAAUCUUAGGGAAAUCAGUAGUGUUUUGAUAUUACAGAAGCAAAGUCGUAUCAGGCGUUUAUUUAUUUAUUUUUAAAUAAUAAUGGAGGAUCAAGAAAUGCAGUUGAAAGUAAAAAGAGUGACUGAUAAAUUCACGGAGAGUAUGUAUGUUUUAGCCAAUGAACCGUCAAUAGCCCUUUAUAGGUUACAAGAACAUGUCAGGAGAUCCUUGCCAGAGCUCGUGCAACAUAAGACAGACAUGCAGAGCUGGGAGGAACAGAGUCAAGGAGCAAUUUACACAGUCGAAUAUGCAUGCAGUGCGGUUAAAAGUAUGACAAACAGUAGUCUCUAUUUCAAGAACAUAGACGGUCUGCUCCGGCAAGCCAUUUCUCUGAAGGAACAGAUCAGCAGCUCGCAGGGACGAAGAAAAAGAGCUUUGGAUCAUGGUAUGCAUAAGGAUGGAGGAGAAAAACACAGCUCUGGGAUGUGAAAAUAUGCACUGAUGAAAGCCUGGAUGAAUCUGUGUGCCAUUAUCACUUGGUGCCACUGACUUUUAUGGUUGAUAGUCUACAGUAUGGAAGCCCAUUUUUCACCUCAAGAUUACAAAAUAAAAGUCAUUUUGACAUUAAAAUAUGAAACAAA